This is a messenger RNA of Dracunculus medinensis (Guinea worm), 285 nucleotides long. NCBI's taxonomy places the organism in Eukaryota, Metazoa, Nematoda, Chromadorea, Rhabditida, Dracunculidae. The record is from the annotation of a GenBank genome assembly.
AUGUAUUUGGCAGGUUUAGAGAGAGAUCCACAGUUCAUCUCAUCGUCAUUUUUCGUGGUGGCGCAACCUGUGAAGUUUUUUGCUAUUCGUUUCCAGAUUGAAAGUUACUUGUUCCCCGUGGGCGGUCGUUUUUUUUCUUGGGCAAAGAAAAGAAUGGCAGGAAUAGCGUCAGCCCCACCUUAUCCAAUUCCAACACCUUAUUUCACAAACGCAGGCGAUUUACCACCUGGAUACGAAGAAUCCACGAAUCCUAACUGAAUCCGCUCUAUUGUGUUUUCUGUAUAG